Hydra vulgaris (swiftwater hydra) is the source of this 578-nucleotide messenger RNA. NCBI's taxonomy places the organism in Eukaryota, Metazoa, Cnidaria, Hydrozoa, Anthoathecata, Hydridae. The record is from RefSeq and is a predicted model, not a curated record.
GUGUUUAGAUCAUAUCCCAUUCGGAACGAUUAUUUUUAUUUGCGUAUUUUGCCGAACAACAUUUAAAAUUUACGGAGCAAUAUUAAUAACAACACAACACACGUGCCUUGUUUGAUAGAUAUAUUAUUAUUUGUAAAUAAAAUUACUUUAUUACGUGGUCUUUAUUUCGUUAACUUCAUUGAUUUUACAGUGGGUUACUCUAUUAAUUCAUGGAUGUAAUAGUUCUUUAAGAUGUUUUGCAGUUUAUGACGUAUAAUUCAUUGUUAGAUGCUAUACAGACAUACGAAGAAGAAAUGAUUACAAAGUAUCGUGUCACAAAGGAAUCAAAAGAUUUUUCAAGUUUUAUGACGUUUAUGACGUAUAAUUCAUUGUUAGAUGCUAUACAGACAUACGAAGAAGAAAUGAUUACAAAGUAUCGUGUCACAAAGGAAUCAAAAGAUUUUUCAAAAGAUGAUAAUUCUUCAAACGACUGCGACUUCAGAAAUCUCACGUUUAUUCGUACAUCUAAUUUCAAGAAAAAACAUUUAUAUAUUGGACAAUGGAUUUAGCACUAGAAACCUUUUUUUAUAAUUGAUGAC